GUUUUAUACAGUGAGUGGGGGAACUCAUCCAACCCAGCGUAACAAGAGGAGAGGCUGAAUCAAUGAGCUCCUGUGUGAAGACAACUUGAGUGAGUUGCACUGGUUGCAAGUCGCCAAAUAUAAAUGCUAUCCUCCAUCUACCCUCUUCCCCUCCUAUCUCCCGGCCCCUGGGCCAGGGAAUGUGCCGGCUGGGAGAUGCCUUACGUGGAUCGGCAGAACCGGAUCUGUGGCUUCCUGGACAUCGAGGAAAACGAGAGCAGUGGGAAGUUCCUGCGCCGCUACUUCAUCCUAGACACCCAACCGGGCAGCCUGGUGUGGUACAUGGACAACCCUCAGAACCUGCCCAUCAGUGCCCACUGUGUUGGCUCACUUAAGCUCACCUACAUCUCCAAGGUCAGCGACGCCACUAAGCAGAGACCAAAGGCAGAGUUUUGCUUCGUCAUAAACGCUGGCAUGAGGAAAUUCUUCCUCCAGGCCAAUGAUCAGCAGGACCUGGUGGACUGGGUGAACGCUCUCAACAAGGCCACCAAAAUCACUGUGCCAAAGUCCUAUGAUGGCCAACAGAAUGUGGAGACCCAGAAAGCCCUUCUGGACAACCUGGGACCCAAGAAGCAGGUCUCCUACAGGACUGACAUCAUCGGGGGAGUUCCCAUCAUAACCCAGAUGCAGCAGGAAAGGGGAGAGGGCCAGGAGGGUUCCGAGCGAGAGUUGCUGCAUAGAUCCCACAACCAGCUGCCAUACUUCCUGGGCAGGCCGACCCAAGACAAGACGGUCAUCAAGUCUGGCUAUUGUGUGAAGCAGGGAGCUGUGAUGAGGAAUUGGAAAAGGAGAUAUUUCUUACUGGAGGAGAACUCAAUGAGUUACUUCAAAUCAGAUCUGGAGAAGGACCCUCUAAGAAUUAUUCCAUUGAAGGACGUCCACAAAGUUCAGGAGUGCAAACAGAGUGACAUCAUGAUGAGGGAUAAUCUCUUUGAGGUUGUCACCACAUCUAGGACCUUUUACAUUCAAGCUGACAGUCCAGAGGAGAUGCACAGCUGGAUCAAGGCUGUCUCUGGGGCCAUCGUAGCCCUGCGGGGACCUGGGAGAUCUGCAGCCACAAUGCGGCAAGCCAGACGGCUGUCGAACCCCUGUAUACAGAGGUAUACGGCCCGAAUCGGGGAGUGCAGCACCAGGAGUACUGUGGCUGUUCCUCCCCUUCCACAUUCUACCGCAGCCACCCGGGGCCCCCCGUCCCUCGCUCGCCCAUAUCUGCAGUGCCACCCUACCCAGGGUGCCCUGCUGUCGCGGGCGGUGCACGCCCGGAGCCUGGCGUGGGACAGCGAGCAUUUCAUGAGCCUCCUGCCACGACCCAGCCACGCCCGACUGUCACUGCAGGAGACACGCCUGUCCAAGUGACCGCUGCCACCACCCUCGAGUCGCCAUGGAGACGGUGCAGCACCUUUGAGGGCUACCCACCAGAACCCCCACUUGACUUGGACCCUGCCGACCUGCGGUCAGUGAAGUCUGACCCCUACCCAUAAACUAGGAGAUGAUGUGUGACAACAGGGAUAAUGGAGGAAAUGAGAGGAGUGCUUUUGAAUAACCAAGAGAAGCAGAACCAGGGGGCUGCUGGUCUCCUCCACCAAACUGACCGGAAGUCAUCUGGAUAGAAAUGGCAGAAAGCAGGAACUGGACUCCAUGCCAAAGUGAAUGACUGUAUAAUAUGUCUGACCUCCAUCCAUCUCAUGUUACCUAACCCAACUAGUCAACCCUGGUCAGAUAUUAGAGUUGAAAGUCACUCAGGGACAGGGGGUUGCGUUCUCUCCUGGUGUUUCAUUGUUAUUCAUCUGCUCAGUUGAAGUCGAGGCCUGUGGGCACAUACAUAAAGUCAUGCAAUCAGCUGUGUGUCUGUGUGUGUAGGGAGGGUGGGAUUCACACUGAGUUAUACGCCAAAGAUUCGUCAUUUGCCACUUUCUCCCACCUCAGAUGAAACGUUAAUGUUCAUUUAGAUUUAAUUAGAUAAAAAAUGUAAUGAAGAGUUUUACCUGCAACUCAUGACUAGACACAAAGAUUAAGUUAACAAUUUGUGAGCUAAUGAGUGUAUAUUUUAAGGGAGCAAGCUAUAUUCUCUGAGGGAAUAGUUGUCAAGCUACAGAAAUAAUCAUGCCUGGUCAUUUCAUACAUUCACUGUUGUUCUUAUUGAACGUUGUCUUUAUCUGAUUUUAAAACCUACAUACAAUCCCACUGAAGAUCCACACCAUAAUAUUACAGUUAGAAAGUUGUUGGCACACACUGUGGACUGGUACGAGAGGACUGUGCAGCUCCAAAGCAAGCCAUGUGGGUCGUUCCACCAAUUCUGCCUUUUUGAGAAGUAUAAAUUGGUAGAAAAAAAAAACAUUUAUUUCACUUUUAUUUAGCAUUCUGUCACAUUUUCAACUUUAGCAAGUCUUUAUUCAGAUGCAAAAAAUCUGAUUUAUUGUAUUCUUUGUGUGGUCUAUAUUAAAGGCUACUUCAUUUAAUUGAACAGACUUAAAUGUGAUGUUGGUGCACAAUUUUUACUUAACAUUUCAAAGGGAAGCAACAGGCACUCAUUUCGUGCAACGAUCCACGGAUGUUUGCCUAAUCCUGCAGGGUACUGUUUUGGGGUUAUCUUCGGAUUUGUACCAAUAGGAUUUCAGUGGGGGAGUGAGUUGAGCGACAGAGUAAAGGUGGCUUCAGUACGGGACCAAAGUUAACAGCAGUCACUACUAGGGAAGGGAUGGCCAGAGUGUCUUGCAGAGAUGAUGUUUAAAUAAAUACUGGUCACCAAACCUGCCUGACCUCUUCAGACCUGUAUACUGUACAGUGGCUUCAACCAUUUUAGUGACUGCUGCCCUAUUUGUUGAGUUAUGACAAUGACAGCUGCUGUUUUGUGUGUGUGUGUGAAAACAUUGGUUUUGUUCAACAGUUUAUUAUGGGAUGGUUUUAUUUUAUGUUGUAAAAUUAUGUGGUAAGAUGUAUAUUUCCGUUUGAACUUCCCUGUGCCUGUAUUGCCAGGUAGUGGAGGUUAACCCAACAAUACAACUCAAAGGUCUUAUUUCAAUAGCUCUCAGUAGUGGUUUUGCAAAACCAUAUAGCUGCUAAAGUGCCAUAAAUUCUAUAAAAAUAAAAGUUAUUCUAACCCUU
Salmo salar (Atlantic salmon) is the source of this 3144-nucleotide messenger RNA. RefSeq names its product pleckstrin homology domain-containing family A member 1. Lineage: Eukaryota; Metazoa; Chordata; Actinopteri; Salmoniformes; Salmonidae. The record is from RefSeq and is a predicted model, not a curated record.